GUGCAAGAAAGACGAUUCUUAUCAGAGUUCCUAGUACCAAUUAGGGAUUGUAUUAGAGGCCAACAGGAUGUCCGAAGGCAAGGGCCGGUGCGGUCAUUAUGAAAUGUGGAACAAUUCGCAACAUAAUUCAGAAAGAGCGCAGCGCCUUUUGAAGGCUAACGUGUUUCAAGGUAGAUUCGCUAGACUCGGAGUGGGGAAACAUGUGCCACGUUACUAUUUACACGGUGUGCUUCGUCGGACUGGCUCUGUUGCGGUAUUCACCCGUUGAAUGUAGGCCUACUGGAGGAACGCAAAAUGAACCAUGUCCUGGUUGUGAUAAUCAGAUACGAUGCAAGUCCAUACAGUUCGGAUGCAACAAUGAGUUUCGGUGCCUUCCGUUAUUAUGGAAAUGUGAUGGCGAAACAGACUGUUCCGAUGGAUCUGAUGAAGUCGGGUGUCCACCGGUACGUUGCCGAAGUGAUAAGUUCUUGUGCGACCAGACGCGUUGUGUCGCCAAGCGUUGGAGGUGUGAUGGCGCUAGGGACUGUUUUGAUAACUCAGAUGAGAUUGGAUGUGAAAAUGGAGCACUAAGUGAACCCCUAACUAACCAUGGAGAUGUAUCACCUACCAUUCCAACAGGUUUACCGCAAUGUCAAUCAUACCAAUUCCGAUGUGGCAACGGUUACUGCAUUCAUGCGAGUUGGCGAUGUGACGGCAAGACCGACUGUCGUGACGACUCUGAUGAAGUUGGAUGUGUCAAUUCAACCUUGCCGGGUAGCCUCACUGGUCUACCAACGACAGUCUCCCCAAUUUGUGACUUGUCUUUGGAAUUUCGAUGCAACAAUGGUUCUUGUGUAGAUAAGAUUUUGAGAUGUGACGGUGAGUCAGACUGUGGAGACGGCUCUGAUGAAGUGGGAUGUGACAAUAAAGACCUGGCUGGCAACCUCACUGACCUACCAUCUUCAUUUUCUCAAGGUAAUGGUACCGGAUUAACUGGUACUCAGUGUAAUUCAUCCGUCGAAUUCCAUUGCGACAACGAUAUAUGCAUAGAAAAGGGUUGGCGAUGUGACGGGGAGAAUGAUUGUGGAGACGGUUCUGAUGAAGUUGGAUGUAAUAAUAGAACCCUCGCGGGCAACCUCAAUGGCGUACCAAAUACCGCUGCUGAAGAUUCGCCGCAAUGUCAGUCAUAUCAAUUCCAAUGUGACGACGACUCCUGUAUUCAUAAGAGUUGGAUGUGUGACGGAGAUGCAGAUUGCAGAGAUGGCUCUGACGAAGCGACGUGCAACAGGACAGUACAGUGUAAAUCCAUUGAAUUUAUUUGUGACCAGAAGUGUCUGCCAAUCCUAUGGAGAUGUGAUGGAGAAGUUGACUGUGGGGACGGCUCUGAUGAAGUACGAUGCGACAAUGGAAACUUGGCCGAAAACUUCACUGACAUAAUCACAAUUUCUCAAGGUGUUGGACAAGUUGACAUCCAGUGUAACUCAUCCACUGAGUUUCGAUGCGGUGACGGUAGUUGCAUCGACAGGAAUUGGAGAUGUGACGGGGAAGCUGAUUGUAGUGGAGACGCCGCUGAUGAACUUGGAUGUGUCAAUGGAACCUUGGCUAGCAACUUCACUGAUGUAUUAACUACUCAAGGUUUUCUUCGAUGUCCUUCACACCAUUUCUUAUGUGACAACAGUACAUGUAUUCACCGGAGCUUGAUAUGUGACGGGGAUGCUGAUUGUAGAGAUGGCUCUGACGAAAUAAUGUGCAACAGGACAGGCCAGUGUAAAGCCAGCGAGUUUCUCUGUGGAGAGAGAUGUAUGCCAAUCCAAUGGAUAUGUGACGGGGAGGCUGACUGUGGAGACGGCUCGGAUGAAGUUGGAUGUAAUAAUGGAACAUUGGCUUGCAACCUCACCGGGCUACCAAAUGCAACGACAGUCUUCCAAGGCUGUGACAUUACCACAGAAUUUCGAUGUAGCAACGGCUUCUGUGUCCUUAAGAAUUGGAGAUGUGACGGGGAAACUGACUGUGGAGACGCAUCUGAUGAAGUUGGAUGCGAAAAUGGAACCUUGGCUGGCAACUUCACUGGCGUACCAACUAACGUGGCUCCAGUUACCAUACCAUGUAUUCUAUCAGAUAUAUUUCGAUGUGAAGAUGGCAAUGCAUUCGUACAUACGAGUUGGCGAUGUGAUGGGGAUGCUGAUUGUAAAGACGGCUCUGAUGAGUUUGGAUGUGACAAUGGCACUUUGCCUGGGAACUUCACUGACGUGCUACUUGCAGCUUCUCCAGUCACGGUGGACUGUGCGGCUGACACAUAUGAACUGGAUUGCAACAGCUCACCCCACUGUAACUCCUCAAGGUUCGUGUGUAAUGACGGGAAACGGUGUUUGCCAUUGGCCUGGAGAUGUGACAGACAGUCUGAUUGUGACGAUGGUAGUGACGAGAUAGGGUGCAAUGGAACCAUCUGUGACGUGGCGACCCAAUUCGCGUGUGACAACGGUUCAUGUGUGGAUAACAAUUGGAGAUGUGACGGAGAUAGAGAUUGCACUGACGGCGCUGACGAGAUGGGAUGCAACAUGACUGUGCAGUGUCAAUCGAGUGAAUUUCUCUGCGGGGAGAAAUGUGUGCCAGCUCUUUGGAGAUGCGACGGGGAGAACGACUGCGGAGACGGCUCAGAUGAAAUUGGAUGUGAUAACGUCACUGAUAUACCAGAUAUGUUUUCUACACAGUUAAGAAAUUAAUGUAAAGUGGCCUUCUUAGAGUUAACAUAGUUUUUGGUUUAUAAAGUGAUCAAGAAAAGUGUCAGACAGAUCACCCGAUACCCAGUGUCUGCCGAGUAAUGCAUUGCAUAAUCACCCCUUUGCUACCGGAGUUCUAUGUUGAACUGGUCCCUCGUGCCCCGGGUGUUUUGUUCUCCCCGUAAAAAAGUUAUGUUUAUGAAGAGAUAUAUCUAAUAUCAAUGGAUAAUGACAGGGAUUAUGCUGGGGCUUUGUUAAUCAUACAGUGAUCUUUUCGUCGAUAAUUUGACAAAGUGACCAAUCUGCAAUCGUUCUGAAAUUGAGAUAACAGCGCCAUCUUGGUACUACUACCGAUGGCUACUCACACACCAAUUAUGAUGGUGAUAUUCAAAGUUCUUUUCAUAAUAAAAUAUGGGGCAGUGAUUCCAAUCCAGAGUCAUUCAAACUAUACAGAAUCUUUUGAGUUGAGUUUUCUCAAAAUGAAAAAUUUGCUGAUUGGCCGCUUCGUGACAUCAUCGACGCUGUUAUGAUUGUAUAAUGUACACAUUAAAAUAAUAGUUCGCGAAAUAUUUGUCCCGUGCGCCACCACCCGAGCUUUUCUCACGCGAGCUAUCCUAGCCAUAUCUACCGACGAAAAAUGACUUGUCACAAUUACUGUACUGCUUGACGCCAUGAUUGGCAUGUUUCACAACCCUAACGAAAGUUUAAGAAUGACGAAGUGUGUAAAUAAAGUACUUUC
Messenger RNA from Lineus longissimus, 3438 nucleotides. Its product is annotated as low-density lipoprotein receptor-related protein 2-like. Bases 201 to 2702 code for a protein of 833 amino acids. Gene Ontology annotation, molecular function: protein binding. The transcript is spliced from 9 exons. NCBI's taxonomy places the organism in Eukaryota, Metazoa, Nemertea, Pilidiophora, Heteronemertea, Lineidae. Gene Ontology annotation, cellular component: plasma membrane. The record is from RefSeq and is a predicted model, not a curated record.